This is a messenger RNA of Blepharisma stoltei, 3983 nucleotides long. The record is from the annotation of a GenBank genome assembly. NCBI's taxonomy places the organism in Eukaryota, Ciliophora, Heterotrichea, Heterotrichida, Blepharismidae.
AUGUCCUUUCAAACUUUGAAUUCUUCACAAUUAGCAAGACGAAUACAUAUAUAUUAAAAUGACGUAGCGAACCAUCCCACCCUCUUCCCAUAGGGUGCAAUACCUGGGGGAGUGAGCGCAAGCCCUCGUCCGGCAGGAUCAACCUUCGUGAGGUCGCAGAACUGGCAAGUAGUCGAAGGAGCAUUACGGGCUGAGGUAGCCCUUAGGGAAUUACAAUGGACUUCUAAUGUAAAGCAAGACCAAUAAUGCAAAACAAGGUAAUUAAUAUCUAGCUCAGCGAAGUUAUUACAGACGCCUGCAUAACUGAACAAGAAGGCCUCAGUGUAAAUUUUCGAGGAUUAGUUGAAAUGGACACAAUCCCAGAAAAAUACAGAGAAAUAGGAAAGCUUAAUGUUUCUCAUAAUUUGCUUAAAAGUUUAGAUGGGGUUGAGCAAUUUAGAAAACUCACACAAAUUUCGUUCACCCACAAUAAAAUCAGUACUUUCAAUGAACUUUUUAAAAUACCGCACCCGGAAAACAUCAAAGUUAUAUCUGUGGCAGGGAAUCCUUUUGCGCUUCAUUUGAAUUUGGAACCACUUUUGCUUCAAAUUUUUCCAAAUUUAAUUGAAAUUGAUGGAGUUAAAAGUUUAUUUACUUAAUUGCCCAUGUUUAAGGAGCCAUUUUCUUCAGCAGGAUGAUUUAGAACGCAUAGUCCACCCUUUAACACCGAAUUAUUGAAUCUUGGGGUAAUCUGAAACUUCUACGUGCUGCAAGUGCGCCAGAAAUCUCAUUGCGCCUUAGUCUCGCCCUGAACUAUAGCGCCUUUCUUAAGAUGGCGCAUUGCGCGCCAUCUUAAGAAAGGUGCUAUAUGGUCCUGCAUGUGCUCCACCUAGGAUAACUCUCGUGUGCCAAGCGGUUACCUCUCCAUGUUUCCUUGGGUCAAAUGCACUUACUGUACGCGAUAAGCCAUAUUUGGAAUUGUGAAUAAACGUUCACCGAAUCAUAAUAAUAAAAUAUCAUGAGGAUGGAAAAGUCCUCGAGAGAACUUAUUCUGACUAAUCCAUUUUAUUAUUAUGAUGGGUUAAAAUCACUGAUCAUACAAGGCAAGACAUAACUGACGCACUUAUCCUUUCUAAAAGGAUUUUAUCGUAUUUUUAUAAGAAUGAACAAAUUCUUGUUAAGAGAGAUAUAGUCCUGAACUGUUUUUAGCUUGUCUGGGCUAUGAGUUACCUUCUAAAUUCAAUUAAAAAUAAGUGUUUGCAGGGUAUUUGUUUCAGAGCUAAAAGCAGCCCUAGAGUAUAUAGAAAACAAAAAAUACAAACUAAAAAUCGAAUUAUUUCAAAAAUUCCAAGGAAAAUCUAACAAAAAAGAAGGGCCUUUUUGGGAAGAAAUUAAUGCAGCACACAGUAGGGAGCUUAGAAAAAUUAAACCAAUGCCAAGAUUACCGAAUUAUAGCUAUAAUAAAGUGAUAAGGCCAUAUAUGAUACUUAAUUACAUUGAUGUGGCUGGAAAAGCUUUGCAAUGAGAUGUUGAUGAAGAAUUGAACGAGAAAAACUCAGCUGAAAUUAUCAGAGUUUUUAAAUGGCUUUUUUGCGAAAUUUUAUUACAAUUGCACUCGUGGGGGCACGACAAAAUGCAAAAAUAUCUGCAGUUUAAAGCAAAACCUUCAGCGACUGUAGAAGAACAAUUUGAAGAAGAACUGAAGCAGUUUUAUUUAUUAGGGCCCAUAAUUGAAGAAAACUCUAAUCCUUUUUUGAUGAGUCUUCAUUUUUCUGAUAUUUUUCCUAAUACAGACACUGAUAAUUUAGCAAGAAAAUACGCUUUUCAAACAAAUAACACUAGGCUCCAAAAUUUAGAAACAAAUAAAGAAGAUUUUCUGCUUUACCAAAAUUUAAAUUUAUUUCCAAUUUUUGGAUGCUAUUCUGAAUACCUUAAAGCAAUCUUUGUGAUACUGCAGAACCAAAUUAACUCAAUCCAAGACCUCCAGCAAGAAAAAGAAGAAAUUUUGAGGCUUGAUUUUUCUGCUUUUGGGCUGCCAAGUCUAUAUGCACCUCAAUUUACUGAAGGAAUAAGGUCAAGCAGUGAAGGUUUUGAUAAAGACAGAUUUUUAAGGCAGAGUGAAAAGCUAAAAAAUGAAGAGUUAAGGAUAUCAGGGGACUCAGAAAAUUCUAGCUGAAGUCAAAAUGAUGUAGAUGAAAAUGAUGUUAGUAGGUAUAGAAGAGCAAAACCUUUAAAUAGAGGGAAAAAUAAAGGAGAAAUAAAUGAAAAAAAUAGAGCUCAAGGGUUUUUGAUAUCUAGAGACGAAGAUUAGAUUAGAUUAGAUUAGAUUAGAUUAGAUUAGAUUAAUUAGUUUUAGCGGGUCACGGAGGUUUAUUUCAGCCUCUACCCAGCGCUGCCAGCUUCAGGCUUGCGCCCUAUGCACCGGCUCUGUUGCUCACUCCAUUUUCUGUCGACGUCACCAAAAAAUGGUGACGUCGCCAUCUGACAGGGAGACUCACCCAGGUACUCCUUUGAUCAGGGUCUAGUGACCCGGCGCCGUCCUUUCUGGGGAGGGGGAAAAGUAGCCUUCCGGAGUCUUCUUCAGGUCCCCAAGCUCCACUACAAGCUUCCUCACUUCCUUCUAGUCCUGAAGUGUGACUCCUGAUUCUGCGGCUCUGGUCUUUCUCAGAGACGAAGAAGAAACAAGAUAUAUAGAUGACAGGGAUAGGUCAGUGAAAAGUCAAAAUAGGAGCGGUUCGUUAUCAGAAGCAAAAACAGAAAAAAUUAAUAGUCCGAAAUCAAGACAAAGCUAUACAAAUACUCCUGAAGCUGGCAAUGAUUAUAGCUCAACCAAAAAAGAUCAUAUUAAAAAUGAAGGCUAUUUUAAUACUGAGGAAGAUAAGGAGAAGCACGAGCAGGGGAGAAACAAAACUAUCAAAGAAGGAUAUCAUGAAAAGAAAAAUAGAGGCAACCAUUUUGAUAAGCAUCCUGAAUUUGAGUCUGACAUAGACCCUAAUAUUGAUGAAAUAAUGCAAGAAGAGCUGGAUCAAUUUGAGCUAAUAGAUCAUACUCCUGAGGAGAAAAAGCAGCAUAAGAAACUGCUAUCAUUUUAUCAUCAUCAAAUUCAAAAAGCCAAAAAAGAACAGUUAUUGAGGACUGCAUUUUCAGCUUUGAAGAAAUACAAAAAUGAUAAGGACAGGCUUAAAAACAAAGAAAAAGAGCUAAAAGAAUGAAAAGAAAAGAAAACCCAAUCAAAAUUAUUAAAUUCUUUAUCAGAAAGCAUUAAAAAGAAAAAACAGAAGGAUAAACUAGCCUUAGAGUUCCAACAAGCAAAAUUAUUUUCAAAGACGUUUAAUUCAAUUAGGGCUAUUCUUGAUGGAAAAAAUGCUGGCUUAAAUAAAGCUUUAAAUUUUAACAGAGAUGCGAUAUUAGGAAAAAUAAUUGCAGAAUGAAAGGCGAAAGUUUUAAAAAAGGACAAAAGUCUGAAGGAUAAAACAGACAAAAAGAUAAAAGGAGCAAUUUCUGACUCAAAUGCAAUCACAAUCAAGAAAAAAUCAGGUCAAGCCAAUUCUUCUGAAACAAAACGAUCUGCAGGAAAAGCAGAAAAAGCGCACUUGAAAGAAAUAAAAGAAGCUUCAAAGGAAGCAGAAGCUGGCACUCGGAAAAAAUCAUCAAAAAAAGCCAGGUAUGAUAAAGAAUCUGAAGAAAUCAAAAUUAAAACUGUAUCUGAAAAGGAAAAAAAUAGACGAAAAACUAAAAAAUCUUUGACAGCAGAGGACAAAAUGAAAGCCAAAGCGGAUAUUAAUAGCAUGCUUAAUAGAAUAGCAGAAAGUGAAGGAAGCAUUGCUAAGUUGUGGGCUUUGGUAAGAAAACCUAGUACAAAAUCAACAACACAGGAAUGCAAUUGUGGGAAUUAUUUAUGUGAAAUUUGUACACAAGAACGAGCUGAUAUUAUUUCUAAAAAGAUUUCUGACUUGCAGCAAGAUAUGAAGAAGCUUGGCAUGAGUAAGAAGCUAACGAAGUAG